ACUAGCAGCAUCUCCUUUGUGGCUGCUGGGGGCUCGGUCACUAGAGCACCGCGCUUCCACUCACAGACACACAUGCGCUCCCAGCGCCACCAUCACACACACGCAGUGGCAGCCGCAGCCGUCAUCAGAGCCGGGGCUGGGGCAGGGACCGCUACCGUGACGACUGGAGCUACGGCGACAGCAGCAGUGGCACCAUGGCGCAAGCUGCCAAGCAGCUCCGCAAGAACAAGGACCUAGCGGAGCUCGCAGCUCAGGAGCUGAAAGAUAAGGAGGAUGAGAAGAACAAGAAGAGGAAUCGAUCGAGGGACCGCAGACGCAAGGCGGAUGCUGUCACCAGUUUCCUCCGUGCGGCCCGUUCAGGGAACCUGGACAAAGCUCUUGACCACAUCAAGAAUGGAAUAGACAUCAACACAUCUAAUCAGAAUGGGCUCAACGGUUUGCAUCUGGCCUCUAAAGAAGGCCACGUCAAGAUGGUGCUGGAGCUACUACACGCAGGAAUUGUCCUGGAGACCACCACUAAGAAAGGGAACACUGCCCUUCAUAUCGCUGCGUUGGCAGGCCAGGAGAAAGUGGUGGCUGAGCUCGUCAACUAUGGAGCCAACGUCAAUUCCCAGUCCCAGAAAGGCUUCAGUCCCCUCUACAUGGCAGCACAAGAGAACCAUUUAGAGGUAGUGAAGUUCCUGUUAGAGAAUGGAGCAAAUCAGAGCCUUCCAACAGAGGAUGGGUUCACGCCGCUGGCGGUGGCUCUCCAGCAGGGUCAUGAGAACAUGGUGGCCCUGCUCAUCAACUAUGGCACCAAGGGCAAGGUCCGUCUUCCUGCCCUACACAUCGCUGCACGCAACGACGACACACGCACUGCCGCAGUGCUGCUGCAGAAUGACCCUAACCCCGACGUCCUCAGCAAGACUGGCUUCACUCCUCUCCACAUCGCAGCUCACUAUGAGAACCUGAGUGUGGCCCAACUGCUAAUAAACAGAGGCGCCAAUGUCAACUAUACUCCCAAGAAUGGUAUCACCCCCCUGCACAUAGCCUCCAGGAGGGGUAAUGCGAUCAUGGUUCGGCUUUUGCUGGACAGAGGGGCCCAGAUAGACGCCAUGACCAAGGAUGAGCUGACCCCUUUGCACUGUGCGGCCAGGAACGGUCACGUGAGGAUCAUCGAUCUCCUGCUGGACCAGGGGGCUCCCAUCCAGGCCAAGACCAAGAAUGGCCUGUCCCCCAUCCACAUGGCGGCCCAGGGAGACCACAUGGACUGUGUGAGGCAGCUCCUCCAGUACAACGCUGAGAUCGAUGACAUCACGCUGGACCACCUGACCCCUCUACACGUGGCGGCCCACUGUGGUCACCACCGCAUGGCCAAAGUGCUGCUGGACAAGGGGGCCAAGGCCAACGCACGUGCACUGAAUGGGUUCACUCCCCUCCACAUUGCCUGUAAGAAGAACCACAUGCGCUCCAUGGACCUGCUUCUGAAACACUCUGCCUCCCUGGAGGCCGUCACAGAGUCUGGUCUGACUCCCCUGCAUGUAGCAGCCUUCAUGGGCCACCUGAACAUUGUGAAGAACCUGCUCCACAGAGGAGCUUCUCCCAACGCCUCCAACGUGAAAGUGGAGACGCCCCUCCACAUGGCAUCCAGGGCGGGCCACUGUGAGGUGGCUCUGUUCCUGCUGCAGAACACAGCCCAGGUGGACGCCAAGGCUAAGGAUGACCAGACCCCUCUGCACUGUGCGGCCCGGAUGGGACAUAAGGAGCUGGUCAAGCUGCUCCUGGAGCACAAGGCCAAUCCUGAUUCGGCUACCACCGCUGGCCACACCCCCUUACACAUUGCCGCCCGUGAGGGACACGCCCACACCACCCGCAUCCUCCUGGACGGGUCGGCCCAACAAACCAAGAUGACAAAGCAGAAAGGAUUCACUCCUCUCCAUGUUGCCUGUAAGUACGGCAAAGUGGACGUGGUCGAGCUGCUGCUGGAGAGAGGAGCCAACCCCAAUGCGGCUGGAAAGCAGAACGGCCUGACUCCUCUACACGUGGCCGUCCAUCACAACAACCUGGACGUGGUCAAGCUGCUGGUCAGCAAGGGAGGCAAUGCACACAGCACUGCCCGGAACGGCUACACUCCCCUGCACAUUGCAGCCAAGCAGAACCAGAUGGAGGCGGCUGGCUGCCUGCUGCAGUAUGGAGCCUUGGCCAACGCUGAGUCCCUCCAGGGGGUCACGCCCCUCCACCUGGCCUCCCAGGAGGGCCAGCCAGACAUGGUGGCCCUUCUCAUCUCCAAACUGGCCAAUGUCAACCUCGGGAACAAGAAUGGACUGACCCCUCUGCACCUGGUGGCCCAGGAAGGUCACGUGGGGAUAGCAGACACCCUGGUCAAACAGGGGGCAUCAGUCUACGCAGCCUCACGGAUGGGCUACACAGCGCUUCAUGUGGCCUGUCACUAUGGCAACAUCAAGAUGGUGAAAUUCCUCCUGCAGCAGCAGGCUCAUGUGAACUGCAAGACCAGAGUGGGCUACACUCCCCUGCACCAGGCUGCCCAGCAGGGUCAUACUGACAUAGUCACCCUGCUGCUCAAACACGGAGCCCUGCCCAACGAGAUCACCACCAAUGGGACCUCUCCUCUGGGUAUUGCCAAACGACUGGGUUACAUCUCUGUCAUUGAUGUGCUGAAAUUGGUCACCGAUGAGGCCGUUUCCGUGAUCACCACAGAGAAACAUCGGAUGAGUUUCCCUGAGACAGUAGAUGAGAUAUUGGAUGUUUCAGAGGAUGAGGGUGUUGCAGCGCUAACAUUAGGUGAUGAGUUGCUGGGGAUGGAUGGCGCUCGCUACCUGAAGCUUGACGACCUCAAGGACCAGGAUGAUGAUUUCCUGUCCCCCAAGAAGACCCUGAGAGACUUUGAGGGUGGCCUGGGCACCACGCCCUACUCUCCUGCUAUUCCCAGAAUCCCGUGCGUGUCCCCUGAAACUGUCCUGCUUGAGGGGCACACCCCUGUCCCCUUGCCUAAGGAGUAUGAUGAGGACUCUCUGAUCCCCAGCAGUCCUGCUACAGAGACCUCCGACAAUGUCAGCCCAGUGGCCAGCCCCAUACACACAGGGUUCCUGGUCAGUUUCAUGGUAGAUGCCCGAGGGGGCUCCAUGCGUGGCAGCAGACACCACGGGCUGCGUGUCAUCAUCCCCCCGCGGACCUGUGCUGCCCCCACCCGCAUCACCUGUCGUCUGGUCAAACCCCAGAAACUCACCACCCCACCCCCGUUGGUAGAGGGAGAGGGCCUGGCCAGUCGUAUCAUCUCCCUGGGGCCCUCCAGUAUGCAGUUCCUCGGGCCAGUGAUAGUGGAGAUUCCCCAUUUCGCUUCUCUGGGUCGAGGGGACCGGGAGCUGGUUGUUCUGCGCAGUGAGAACGGCUCUGUAUGGAAGGAGCAUCGCAAUCGCUAUGGCGACGAGGUGCUGGAGACCAUUUUGAAUGGCAUGGAUGAAGACCUGGAGAGUCACGAGGACUUGGAGAAGAAGAGAAUCCGCCGCAUCAUCUCCACUGACUUCCCCCUCUACUUCGCUGUGGUGUCCCGCGUCCAGCAGGAGAGCGACCUGAUUGGCCCAGAGGGCGGUCAGCUGGCCAGCAUGCUGGUCCCUCAUGUCCAAGCCAUCUUCCCUGAGACAGCGGUCACCAAGAAAGUUCGACUGGGGCUGCAGGCUCAGCCUAUCCCAGACGAGCUGCUGACUCAACAGCUUGGUAACCAAGCGACCUUCAGCCCAGUGGUCACCGUCGAGCCACGACGACGCAAAUUCCACCGGCCAAUCGGAUUACGCAUCCCGCUGCCCCCCUCUUGGAGGGAGAGUCCACGUGACGCUGGGGAGGGGGACACCACCAGCCUGCGCCUCCUCUGCAGUGUCAUUGGUGGAACAGCACCUGCCCAGUGGGAGGACAUCACUGGCACCACCAAGCUGAUGUACACCAACAACUGCGCCAACUUCACAACCAACGUCUCUGCAAGGUUCUGGCUGGCAGACUGCCCGCGCACAGCCGAGGUGGUGACCUUCGCUAACCUGCUGUACCGGGAGCUGAUGGCCGUGCCCUACAUGGCCAAGUUUGUAAUAUUCGCCAAAAUGAACGAGGCACGCGAGGGCCGCCUUCGCUGCUACUGCAUGACCGACGACAAGAUGGACAAAACCCUGGAGCUGCACGAGAACUUCAGCGAGGUGGCCCGGAGCAGGGAUAUAGAGGUGAUGGAGGGCAUGCCGCUGCACCUGGAGUGCUCUGGGAACCUGGUGCCUGUGAGGAAGGCCACUCAGCAAACACGCAGCUUCAGCUUCCAAGCCUUCAGAGAUAACAGACUGCCCGUCUCUGUCAAGGUCAGAGACAGCAAUAAGGAAGCCUCUGGGUUCCUUUCUUUCCUGCGGAAGUCUACCAAGUAUGAGGAUGCACAGCACGUGCUUUGUAACCUCAACAUCACCAUGCCACCCUGUGUCAAGGUUGUGGGGAGUGAGGAGCGGAGGCGAACACUGACCCCAUUGGCCCUGAGGGAGCGCUACAACACGCUGAACGAGCCCGGUCUGGCUACAGUGAACGCCAUGGAGAGGACCGAGCUCAAGAUCUCCCUCAUAUCUGAACAGCUGGGAUUGAGCUGGGCAGAGUUGGCACGGGAGCUGCAUUUUGGUGUGGAUGACAUUAACAGAAUCAGGGUGGAGAAUCCUAACUCCCUCCUGGACCAGAGUUCAGCCCUGCUCAACCUGUGGGCUGGCCGGGAGGGCAAGAGGGCCAAGAUGGAGAGUCUAUAUGGGGCUUUGAAGAAUAUUGACCGUUCAGACAUUGUGAGUUCUGUGGAGGGCCAGCCACAGGCCGGGGCCGGGGCCUCAGAGGAGGGGGCCUGCAGACUGGCUGACCGUGACUCCACCCUGCUCUCCCCCAGUGUUAUCAAUGGUUACGGGCUUGUGCAGGAGGAGCUGCUCUCCCCAGCCUCCAUGCAGUACAGUCUGCCCUCUCCACUGGGAGCUGAGCCCUACUGGCAGGAGGUCUCCAGCAUGGAGUGUGCCCCAAUCGCCACCACCGAAGAAGACACCCUGAUGGAGAUGUCGGACGUGCAGGUGUGGCCUUCGGGGGUCAGCCCCUCCCUGGUCACAGUGGAGGACUCGUCCCUGGAUGGCAGCAGCCGAGCUGAUGACUCGGAGGGGGCCACCCUGUCCCUGCCCUGCAGCCUGGGGCGGCCCAGCAGUGGGGCCAGUGGCUCCAUCAUGGAGCUGGAGGAGGAGGAAGAGGAGGAAGGGGAAGUAGAGGAGGUGGAGGAGGUGCGGCAGGAGCCGGCGCUGGCGGACAGGGACAGGGUGAGGGCCAGUGGUGCCGUGCCAAAGGUCAACCUGAAUGGCCAGCUGGGAGGUCAGAGGUCGGAGGGCAGGAAGGUGGAGGUAGCAGCAUCAGUGGCGGGCAGCAGUGUGACUGGAGGAGGAGCGAGGGGAGGAGGAGGACUAAGACAGAGUUCAGAGGAAGGGCUUUCUGUUGUUGCAGGGCAGCAGGUUUACGCCCAGCUGUGUGAGAUGUCAGGACUGAGCCGAGCCAUGGAGCACAACGGAGACAACAGGGUGGUUGGGGGCGGUGCAUUCCAGCCGUACUUACCCGACAAGGACUCCCUGCGCUGCUGGGCGGGGUCGCAGACACCCAGGCUGCCCCGACAGAGUGUGGAGACGCUGAUGAUGUCACCAAGGUCGUGUGUUACCGAGGAGGCUCUGCUGAUGCCGAUUGAUGUUGAUAAAGAGGACUAUGCUGUUGAGUUUCUGGCUGAGGAGCAGUUGGUAGACGAACAUGGAAACGUUGUCACUAGGAAGGUGGGGAUGGAUGUAAGGAAGGGUGCUCAGUCAGUGAAGCGCACCAGUCUGCGGAGAGUAAAACACUGAAACACACAUACCCAGUCCUCAAGAACCGGACAUCCACUGCCAAACCAUCCUCCACAAACACAAAGCCAGGUGACAGAGGAAAAC
Messenger RNA from Coregonus clupeaformis (lake whitefish), 5954 nucleotides. Its product is annotated as ankyrin-1. The record is from RefSeq and is a predicted model, not a curated record. The coding region runs from base 195 to 5870 and encodes 1891 amino acids. Gene Ontology annotation, biological process: signal transduction. Gene Ontology annotation, molecular function: protein binding. Lineage: Eukaryota; Metazoa; Chordata; Actinopteri; Salmoniformes; Salmonidae. The transcript has 43 exons.